AUGUCUGCGACUCAUGCGACCUUAGGCGCAGCAGCAGAUGAACGAAAAGCGCGCCUAGCCAAACUCAAAUCCCUGAAGCGCAAGCAACCAGGCGAUGAAAUCGUAGCCCCAGAAUCAACACGCUCGCCAUCACCACCCGCCGAGCCAGAUAUAGCAAAGCUACAUCUGUCUGGAAGAAAUUAUGACCCGGAAGCCAAAGGCCCGAAGCUAGGAUUCGAAGCACCGCCAACAUUGGCCGUCGAGAAGACCCUAGAGCAGCAGGCAAGAGAAGUCGAGGAGGAGAUCAGGAAGAAAGCCGAGGAGGAGGAACAAGACGACAAAGGUGUGGAUCUAUUCAAGUUACAACCCAAGAAACCUAAUUGGGAUUUGAAGAGGGACCUGGAGAAGAAGCUCGAGAUCCUCAAUGUUAGGACGGAAAACGCUAUUGCCAGGAUGGUCAGGGAGAGGAUAGAGGGGGCACAGAAAGCGGCAAAGUCGAAGUCUGGGAAUGGAUCCAUCACAGCUAGCGAGGGCGGAGAGGAAAUGGGAAUGGAAGGUGUUACUCUGGUUGAAGGGGUCAAAUUGAGGGAAAGAGAGGAGGAAGAGGAAGAGAGACGCCAGAAGGAGGAUGAAGAUUUGCAAUAGAGUUAAGAAAACUGUAUGAUAAAGGCGCCAUGAAGGGAUAAGGGAGCAUGGUGGAGUUUGGCGUUCUAAGGAAAAGUGGCUAUAAGCCAGAUGAUCUGCCUUACAAUGGGUGAACCUCCUGAGGUUCUUCUGUGAGAAUCGAGACAUUGGGGCUGAGCGAUAUUUUAUGUUGUACUCGUCAAAGCCUCUACUGUUCUCCCUUUUACGUCCGCAUCAACAAUUCGCUUUUCUCUUUGUUGCACAAUGCGAUCCUGGC
Messenger RNA from Hyaloscypha bicolor E, 880 nucleotides. RefSeq lists its product as uncharacterized. The record is from RefSeq and is a predicted model, not a curated record. NCBI's taxonomy places the organism in Eukaryota, Fungi, Ascomycota, Leotiomycetes, Helotiales, Hyaloscyphaceae. Gene Ontology annotation, cellular component: post-mRNA release spliceosomal complex; U2-type spliceosomal complex. The transcript has a single exon. Bases 1 to 624 code for a protein of 207 amino acids.